AUGACUUCUUUGCCUUCUCUCCCAGUGAAGCACAAUGACUUCGUGAAGUAUGUCAACUCCAACCCGGAGAAACCCAUGGCCAACUUGGUUCAGCCAUAUAACGAUUAUGAUGCCGUUCUGCGCAAGAAAUUUGCUCAAGACCCCUCUCACCCAUCAAUCCAAGACAAUCACGUCAACAUUGUGCCGCUGUACGACCAGAACGGUUCCACAGAUAUUUCCAUUCGAGCUCGGGACCUUGUCUCGGAAACGCCAGAGCAAACGGAGAAGUAUCUUUUGCCGCUAAAUGCAAAAGACCGGAAGCCACAUGGUUCUGCGGCAGUUGUCCCCUCCUUGAAUGAGUUCAAGAACAACUUUGCGCUCUUCACAGAGGGCUCGUUAAGUGAAAUUGACUGGUCCAACGUGGUCGCUGCUGGUAGCGCUGUCAUGACCUCACUUUUGCCUGUGCCAGAAAAAUAUCGCAACUCAAAGCGUGGCCUUCGCAAAUACUACCAUGAAGAGUUUGCUCCGGCGUCAGAUGUGGAUCUCUUCUUGUAUGGUCUGACCGAGGAGCAGGCUCUGGAGAAGAUCAUGCACAUCGAGGAUAAAAUCAAGAACACUAUCCUCUACGAGACCACGACUAUCCGGACCAAGAAUACAAUUACCAUUGCUUCUCAGUAUCCGAACCGCCAUGUGCAAAUUGUGCUUCGCAUCUACCGCUCAGUCGCUGAGAUUCUCACCGGCUUUGACGUCGAUGCUGCAUGCGCGGCUUAUGAUGGUCGCCAGGUAUAUACCUCUCCACGCGCCAUCGCUGCAUACAUCACGCAGGCGAAUCAGAUUGACCUAACUCGACGAUCACCAUCAUAUGAAAACCGUCUCUCCAAGUAUUCGCACCGAGGAUUCGAGGUUUUCUGGCCGGCUCUGGACAGAUCGAAGAUUGACCCGACCAUCUUCGAGAGAAGCUUUACCAGAACUGAAGGACUUGCACGACUUCUGGUAUUGGAAAAGCUUCCUCGGGCUGAAGACCGGGACAACUACCUCCAAAAGAGGCGCGAAGAACGAGGUCGUCCUCCUCUGAAUUUGUACCUGCAUGGUCGUCUUGGUCAAAUGUUGCAUGGUAACCUCAAGGAUGAGUGGGAAGAUGAGGUACCUGAUUGGCAAGAGCAAGACCAAGUGUCUGAUUACCAUACCUUUAAUAUUCCUUAUGGUAGGAGAUUCAACGCUAGGAACAUUGAGAAGCUACUUUACACUAAGGAUCUGUUGCUGAACGCCCAAUGGAAUCAGCCGGAAGACCGUACAGUUUAUCUUCAUCGUCACCCAGCAUUCUUCGGCGAGGCGGAACAUGUCAUUGGCGAUUGCUGUGGCUUCUGCCCCAAGCCUGUUACUGAGGAGGAAGUGGAGGUGGCCGACGAGGAGGCUAAGAUUUAUAUCUCUGGUCAAAUUACUUUCAUCAAAGAUGAUCCUGGUCGCCAGGAAAUUGGAAGUUUCAAUCCGAUCACUGAGACUGAUUGGACCGAAAUGGCUUACGUUGGCCGCACCGAGAGACUUUGCCAGGCAAUUGUAGCAAACGAUGUUGACUCUGUUAAAGCUUUCCUUGCGGAUGAGGGUGCCAAUCCGGACCGUCGUGACUACACUGGACGGACACCACUCCAACUCGCGUGCAUGUGCUCGACCCCUGAAGUCGUUCAAUGCCUUGUUGACGGCGGCGCCCGCAUGAUUCCCCGAAUGGCUGAUGGAAAGACUGCUCUCCACAUUGCCGCGGCCCGGGGACACACCGAGAUCAUUCGAAUUCUACUUGCAAAGAGCAACCAGAAUGAAGAAGAAGAAGCUAAGAAGCAGGAGACGCUAAAAAAGAACGACAAGUCAGAGACCGAGCCUAGCACAGCUGGAGAUGAAGACAUCGAGAUGAUUGACCAAACUGAUGCCGUGUCUCGCACCUCUGCUUCUUAUGUCAAGGUCGAAGCUGAGGAGGAUGAGGAGGACUUGACCACGUACGAUAUGCUCGAAGAGAACGACCUCGAGCCGGAUAUCUACGAUAUCAAUGUCGUUGCAUGGGAUAGUCGGACUGCUCCUUUGCAUCUCGCCAUUCUCCAUGGUCACACUGAGGCCGUGAAAGAGCUUGUCACGUCCUUUGGUGCCGAUGUGCUGAUGCCAGUUAAAAUCCUGAAUGAGCACAACAAAUCACCCCUGGCUGCAAUUCUCAACCUUGUUCUCAUCCAUGCCCUCCCAUUUGAGAAAGCAAAGGAGAUGUCGCAGACCCUUCUCGAUCUCGGCGCUUCACCAGCCCAAGCAGACCUCAAGCAGAAGACACCGCUAUACUACCUUGCUCAUUCCAACAAGUUUGACAUUCUUGAUAUCUACAUGCAGCAUGAUGAGCCGGCAGUAAAGCGUGCAAUCAAUCACUUGGCAGCUCAGGGCACGACCUGGACACCAGAAUACUCCUCGGCAUUGAUGGCCGCUAUCACAGCGAAGAAUGCACCCGCGGCAGCGAAGCUUUUGGGUGCAGGUGCCCACCCUGAGAUUGACAUCGGCGACAUUGUGAAGCUCAUUACGGCAUCUAGAGGAAGCACGACCUUCUACGACGUUGAAGACACCGCAAAGUCCAGUGUGAAGCAGCCGAUCUUCCUGGCUAUUGAGAAUGACCUUCCUUUGCUUGCUAUUGAUCUGCUUCAUCGCGGGGCGAACCCUAACGCCGUAAUCAAGGGGAAAUAUCAAGGCAAGGGUCGAACGCUAUUGGACGUCAUGCGCCAAACGUUACAACCGCUCCGUGAUUUCUUGGUCGAGCGCAAGCACGAAUGGCAUGGCAAUUCCAUUGGAACUCCCCUCGAUCCAAGUGACGAGACAUAUUUGUCGGAGUUCCAACCCGGUAGUUACAAAAUGUUCACCGCAAAGGACCUGCUCCGCAACGUGCGCAAGGCGAACAGAGCGGUCGAACAACAAGCUGAGAAGGCCAGAGCCAUCCUGCCUGAUCCUCCUGGCUUGGUCGAGAAGAAGGCGUUCAUUGCGGAGUUGGUCCGCGACUACGAGAAGCUGGAGUUCAUUAUGCUGCAAAAAGAUGCAAAGACCUGGGACGAGCUUCAUCCUCCACAGAACGUUCCCGUGCCGGCCCCAGUCCACGUUUCGACUAAGAACACACCGCUCCCGCCUAAGCCUUGGAAAGCCAACUUCAACUUUAAUGUACCAGCUAUCACUGACAACGCUCGUGACGGAUAUCUGCAACUCUUUGAAGCAGCCUGGAAUGGCGACAUUGAUACCAUCAAAACCUUGACACUGGGGAUGUGGGGCUCUCUCAAUGACCAAGCACCACUUGAGAUCGCCGUGACCGACAUGCAUGGCCUGUCCGCCCUUACAAUUUCUAUUAUGCGGGGCCACUUUGCCGUCGCUAAGGCUAUUCUUCAAAUCCUCCACGUGCAGUACGAGGUCAAGGAGCCUCGCGGUCGGAAGCGCUUUGAGAUCGACGUCGAUCAAUGCUCUGACGACUCUGAUAACUCUGAUGGAGAGAACGAUGAUCUGAAAAUCAUCAGUGACAUGGUUGAUGAGAUAUUCACCUACGAAAACAUCGGUGAAGUUAGCAAUCAGGUCAAGAGCCAUACAUCCCCUUUUGCUGCUUUCGAGCGACGGUUCGAUGCCUUUUUGUUUUUGGACGAAUACGAGCACGAGGAUUGGGACAAGAAAGACAACCCUGUCAAUGUUAACGGGUUGUUGAAAUACGCUGUUUACACUAACAACAUUCCUCUUUUGGAAUUCCUUCUGAAGACCGGACUAGACCUUGCUUCCACAAACCCCUCUGGAAAGGGCGAGUUCUUGGUAAAAUUCGACGAGUUCGAGCUUGCGAUUUCGUUUGGACGUACAGAUUGUCUUGCCAAAAUGAUUCAAAGCACUGGAGCGGGCCUUCCUCUCACGAAAUUGAGUAAGGACUGUGGCGUUGAGGAGAAGAAAGAGCCUCAGUACUACCCUGGGUUGUCGAUCCGUGGCGCCAAGCGUGCCGAUUGGGCUAAUGCUGGUCGAGAGCAACCGAUGGGAGCGCAGGCACAGCGUCCUCCCCUUCUUAUUGCGGCUCGCCGGGGUAAUCUGGCCAGUACAGAGUUCUUCCUUGGUACCGCGCCUGCUCGCUAUUACCUGGAGUACCUCAAUGCGAACAAAGAUGAUGAAAGAGUUAAACGGUUGACUCAGUGCAAGCUCGGACUCGAGGGGACGCUCUUAACCUGGUUACAAGCGAGAAACAACCUCGUCCUCCACUGCGCGAUCUUGUCCGAACCAAACGACGAAUCCGUUCGUCUGGUUCAGUAUCUUGUGGAUCAUCACCCUGAAUGUCUGGAGGUCCGAUCGACAGAAGGAAUGACGCCUCUCUCCCUUGCCAUGUCCAUGCACAAGGUCCGCUUCGCCCGCAUCUUGGUAGAUGCCGGAGCCAACCAGGCCGUCCGCGACAAAGAGGCGCGCAAUCUCCUCCACCUCAUCCUCGUAUCAGACGGUGGUCGGGUCUGCAAGCACACCAACCGAUGCACAAGACUCAUAGACCUGCUGGAUAAGCAACUCCUCCCAACAAUGCUCAUGGAGCGCGGCGGCGAAGGCUCAAGAACACCGUUUUCACGCUGGCUUCACGCCCAACUUCCCUUCAUUCCAGGGGAUCCGGCCAUCCCUCGGGCCCCUGACACUCCCCAGACCGAAGAUGAGAUAAUAACUUCCAUGACGAACCUCAUUCUGGAUCUAGCCAGCUCCACGGACCAAAAGCAUCUGGAAGUCUUUGACGAAGCUGGAAAUACACCACUGCAUGAUGCAGUCAAGAAUGGCUUCCCCCAAGUCCUUGGGCUACUCCUCGAUCGUCGUCCUGAUAUGCUCAACCGGGAAAAUGCCACUGGUACGACCCCUCUCGAAAUGGCGGUUGACGCUUGGGUCAACAAGACUACCUCCGCGCCGCCUGUCGGUCCUCCGGGAUCGUCAAAUACCCACCCUGAGUGGCUGAGCGCACUUCAGCGCGCUCCGCGAUUCUUUAUUCCUGGUAGCAGGCUCAAGUACGACCGAGAGAAGGAAAUGCUUCGGGUUUGUCAGGAACGAGCUCAGCAACGGCCUGGAAAGCGAAGACUUGUCAGUCUGUUUGAGGCGAAUGAGGUCGCUAAGAGAUUGGCGGCAGCCGGGCGGACCACUGUUCGGCGUGGUGGCUCUGGAUAUGAUAGUGAGUCUACGGAUUCUGAGGACGAUCCUGAAGGGUGGGGAAGUAUGUCUGCUCAUUGCUAG
This is a messenger RNA of Penicillium egyptiacum, 5211 nucleotides long. The record is from the annotation of a GenBank genome assembly. Lineage: Eukaryota; Fungi; Ascomycota; Eurotiomycetes; Eurotiales; Aspergillaceae.